Molecule: messenger RNA, 1875 nt
Organism: Arabidopsis lyrata subsp. lyrata
Lineage: Eukaryota; Viridiplantae; Streptophyta; Magnoliopsida; Brassicales; Brassicaceae
Product: BTB/POZ domain-containing protein At5g60050
Exons: 2
Coding region: 539-925 (128 amino acids)
Source: RefSeq, a predicted model, not a curated record
AUCUUAAUUAGUUAUAAUCUAAUGACUAUGUCUAUAACGCAAAAUACAAAAAGUUUUGAGUAAAAAACUAAAAUUGAAGGGUUUUUCUUAGUGACCGAUCUGAAAUUUGAAGUUUGGCAAAUGUCAACAAUGAAAUAUGUUUUGGAGAUGGUUUAGUCCUAAAGCCGCCAUUUCAUCCGUCUACGAUUCUUCAGUUUCCCCUCAAGCAAUCCCGAUUCUGAUCUCGACCCAUUUCAAUCCGCCCGAAAACACUUGCGAGUCGCGGCGAGCUAACAAUGGUGAGGAGAAGACAAAGAAGAGAAUCGAAGCUUGUGAUGUUACGAAAGGGAAGUGGGUUUAUGAUCCAUUGUACAAACAAAUGCGUCUUGUCCUUUAUUUUUUAUGGAUGAAGGAUUUAGUUGUCAAAGCAAUGGAGAUGGGAGCCUCAAAAUUGUGAUUCAUUGUUCCACUGAGCAGUUAAUCAUUUCAUGGUCCUGACUCCUGAUUUUGAAAUUGUGGUCGUUUUUGGUAUGUGUCAGUUUAGGUUCAAUGCUACAAAAUGAUCUUGACGGAUUUCAAGAACACUUUCGAACAUGGAGAUGUGAAGCUGACUUUGGUGGGCAGAGAUGGAUACAGAGUGACCAUGGAUGUGCACAAGAAGGUCUUAUCAGAGAAGAGCAAGUUUUUCAGGGAGAAGAUGAAGUAUCGAAGAGAGAAUGGAGUCUCUCAUUCUCAAAUGGUGGAGAUAAGUGAGUGUGGUGAUGUAGAGACUGUGGUGUUGAAGUAUUGUGAUGAUCUUCAGAAUAAAUUGUUUGGUCAAAGUCUUGACCUUUCUCAAGGUUUCUUCAGCUAUAACGUUUGUGGAGGGAAUAAAGUCAUGCUUGGAGUACUUAAAGGCAGUUCCUUGGUCAUAAGACGAGGAAGAAAUCGCUGCGUCGUGUAUUGAAGAACUUAAUCUUCCUGGUUCGACUGCCACUUCAGUUCUGCAGAGAGUAUCAUCUUUUAAGCCCUCCACAUGUACAAGCAUAACCGGUAACAUCUUCUUGAAACUCCUUACUGGUGUUCUCCUAGCGAAAGACGAUAAAGCAUGCAGAGAAAUGAAAUCUGUCAUCUUUCGGUUGAUUAAAGAAGAAGCUGAUCAUGAUGUGUCUAAAGAUAUCCUUUACAGUCUAUGUCACCAAUGUCUCCUCUCUCUUAUCUGAAGUCACCUCCAAUGUGAAUGAUCCUGGUGAUUUGAUUGGGGAAAUAUCUAGAGAAGCCAGUAACUUGAUUUGGAUAGUAGACAUACUGAUUUAAAAGAAGCUCUGCAACGAGUUUGUGAAACUAUGGGCGGAUCAGAAGGAACUAGCAAAUCUCCAUUCCACGAUUCCAGCGAUGUACAGACACGAAAUAAGAAAGAUCACUGCAAAAAUCUGUGUUGGAAUUGGUAAAUGAAAGAUCUUGGUGAAGAGGGAGACUCGGUUUUCAGUUCUGAAUACAUGGUUUAAGGCGUUGUACGAUGAUUUUGGUUUGAUGAGAAGGGCGUCACCGAGAUCAAUGGACUGGAAAGUAGUGGAGGAUGGACUCAGCCAGAUGAUAUUGACAUUGUUGUUGAGACAACAACAGGUGAUCCUGAUGGAGUGGUUCAAUCGGUUUAUGAGCAAAGGAAAAGAAUGUCCAAAUGUUCAAAUAGCAUUUGAGGUUUGAUGGAGAAGAGCUUUUUCAUAAGACAGGUCAUAUUUGAGCCACCUGAUACAUAAUAUCAGCUUCAGAUUACUUUCUACAAAGGCUUUUACAUUUGUAGUUUUGUUACACACAUCAUUGCAAUGAUUUGUUAUAUAAUAUUCUUUGUACAAAAUUAUUUAUAUACUUGAUUCUGCAACUGUAAACUAAUAAUGAAACAGAACUCAACAUGAA